Molecule: messenger RNA, 1148 nt
Organism: Ceratitis capitata (Mediterranean fruit fly)
Lineage: Eukaryota; Metazoa; Arthropoda; Insecta; Diptera; Tephritidae
Product: protein SYM1
Exons: 5
Coding region: 287-964 (225 amino acids)
Cellular component (GO): cytoplasm; membrane
Source: RefSeq, a predicted model, not a curated record
GCCAACUGAACAGAGUGGAUGAAUCAGAAGCAGUAGAAAUUUUCAACAUAAACAAAAAGUGAAAAGAAGUUUGAAAUUUAUAGUAAAUAAAGAGCAAAACAAAAACAAUUUACAAAACACUUUGCCAGCGUGAAGAUUUUCUAAAGUAAAACUUGUGCAAAAAAUACCAACAAAUUAAUAACAAACAUUUGUUGGUAGCAAGCAGUUUAGAAUUUCUUCAAGUGCAGCAACAAAAAAAAAGUGUAUACGCACGCACUCACACACGCGCAUACAUACAAACAACAAUAUGGUCGUACCAGCAACAGUUAAUUUCCUAAAAUCAAAAUGGCGCAUAUUCGCUUCUGCUCAUCCGCUUGCCAAAGGUGUUAUCUGUUAUUCGGUUGUAUUUCCGACGAGUUGUUUCUUGCAACAAACAAUCGAAGGCAAAGAUUUUAAGGAUUAUGAUUGGAUGCGUAUAUUGCGUUAUGGUCUCUUCGGCAGCUGUUAUGUGGCACCCACUUUGUAUGCUUGGUUGCGAUGUGCUUCAACAAUGUGGCCUCAAACGAAUUUGCGUGUGGGUGCACUGAAGGCCGCUGUCGAACAAAUCUCAUAUGCACCUUUUGCCACCACCAGUUUCUACUUCGGCAUGAGCUUGUUGGAAGGUAAAGGAUUUGAUGGAGCCGUUGAGGAGGUUAAAGAUAAAUUUCCAAAAACUCUCGAAAUUGCGAUUUGUAUUAUUCCACUGCUGCAAACGAUUAACUUCGGCUUAAUACCUGAACCGAAAAGAAUUUUCUUUAACAGUUUUUAUAAUAUUUUCUGGUUAACAUUUAUAUCGCACACGCAUAGAAUGAACGAUAAAGCGAAAGCGCAACAGGCUCAGUUGCAAGCUCAACCCAGACAACAGCUAAAACAAUUCCAACAUCAUUUAUCAGUGCCGAAAAAUGAGAGUUUCAUACCAAAAGCCAAUAAUGUUUUGGCGCUAUAAUGACUGAAAUACAAUUACUUAUUUAUGUAUUGCAUAUACAAAUGCAAAUACAAACUUAUACACACGUACUUAUAUUUAGAAUAUUAAAAAGAAUAAUGUGAUUAUAUACGCUUACCUCAAACUGCAUGCAGAAUAUACAUAAUAUUAAGCAAUCUACCUCUAGGGAUGUAAAUAUAUAUAUAUG